GUCACUGGGGAUUAGCGCAGGGACAGCCCCGGGCUUGGGGACAGGCACAAGGGACAGGGCCACCCGCCACCUCGCCUGGAUGUAGGAGGCCUGGCCGAGCGGCGAGGACCGAGGGUGACAUCGCCCAUCCCUGCGCUGGGCGAGGACGGGGACCCCCCCGCGCCCCCCCAGCCUCCGGGGGCACCAUGAAGGACCGACUGGAGCAGCUCAAGGCGAAGCAGGAUGCGGACGAUGAGGAGGAGCUGGAGAUCGCCGUGGACAACACGGCCUUCAUGGAUGAGUUCUUCUCGGAGAUUGAAGAGACCCGGCAGAACAUCGACAAGAUCUCGGAGAACGUGGAGGAAGCCAAGAAGCUCUACAGCAUCAUCCUCUCAGCCCCCAUCCCAGAGCAGAAGACCAAAGAUGACCUGGAGCAGCUGACGGCAGAGAUCAAGAAAAUGGCCAACAGUGUCCGUAACAAGCUGAAGAGCAUGGAGAGGAACAUCGAGCAGGACGAGGCACGAUCCUCUGCCGACCUCCGGAUACGCAAGUCCCAGCACUCGGUCCUGUCCCGCAAGUUUGUGGAUGUCAUGACCAAGUACAACGAGGCACAGGUGGAUUUCCGGGAGCGGAGCAAGGGCCGGAUCCAGCGCCAGCUGGAAAUCACCGGCAAGAACACCACGGACGAGGAGCUGGAGGAGAUGCUGGAGAGUGGGAACCCCUCCAUCUUCACCUCAGGGAUCAUGGACUCGCAGAUCUCGAAGCAGGCGCUGAGCGAGAUCGAGGGGCGGCACAAGGACAUCGUGCGCCUGGAGAGCAGCAUCAAGGAGCUCCACGACAUGUUCGUGGACAUCGCCAUGCUGGUGGAGAAUCAGGGAGCCAUGAUCGACCGCAUAGAGAACAACAUGGACCAGUCCGUGGGAUUCGUGGAACGGGCCGUGGCUGACACCAAAAAGGCUGUGAAGUACCAAAGUGAGGCCAGGAGGACGCUCCUGACCAUCCCAGCGAUGUCACCUCCUGGAGGGAUCCUCCCCGGCUCUGAUCCUGGACCCCUCCUCUCCCUGCUCCUCCCGGACCUGCUGCUCCCAGCCCUCCGUGUCCCGGUUCCCGCCGCUGGCUCCACCACCGCCGCCUUUCCCAGCUGUCCUGCCGAUCCCUGGGAUUUGCCCCUCGUGUCCCCACAGAAGGGGACAGGAUUCCGUCCUGGGGACACGGCGAGGGGUGACAAGGACACAAAUCCGAGGGCUGGACACUCACCCGCGUGGGCAUCCCGGUGGAAUGAGGGCGGGAAUGGGGACAGGACACGGGGUUUAGUGGCACCAGUGUGGUUUGUUGUCACCGUGCUGUGACAGACGGAGCUAUCGGGGUCCCCGUCCCCUCUUGGCUUUGAUGUCCAGGCGGGAGGAUGUAUUGAUCAUGGAUUAUUUAACUCCCACUGUAAUAAAAUCCCGCUGAUCCCGCCCUGCGCCUCCUCUCCGUGCUGGCACCGGGAACACCCAAAGCCGCCGGCAUGGCUCCGGCUCGGCUCCCGGUGCCUGGAGAUCUGGGGGCCGGACCGGCCCCGCUUCCCAGUGCUGUAGCAUACGAAGAGGAAGCGCGGGGCUGGGGACACCCCCAGCACCUGGGCCCUGUCCAGAAUGUCCCCCCCCCCCCACCAAGUUUUUGGGUAAGUCACGGUGUUUGGUCACCCAUCCCAGAGCACGCUGGCACUGUCAUCUCCCUGUGCCACACAGAACCAGCUCACACCUGCCCUGCCACCUUCCCUGCACUCUCCCCAGCCUCCAUCCUUGUCCCUUGCCCUAUCUCUGUCCUUUCUCCCCACUGCCCAGCCCAUAUCCUUGUUGUCCCCCUCCCAAUUCCUUAUCCCCUGUCCUCCUCCCCAGCCCAUUCCCUGUGCAUGUCCCCUCCCCAGCCGUGCCCCUGCCUCACAUUCCCUGUCUCCCCGAGCAGAAGAAGAUCAUGAUCAUGCUGUGCUGUAUCAUCCUCGCCAUCAUCCUGGCAUCCAGCAUCGCAAGCAUCUUCGCCUGAGUCCCCCACCCGCUGCCCUC
This is a messenger RNA of Serinus canaria (Common canary), 2027 nucleotides long. RefSeq names its product syntaxin 3 (gene STX3). Gene Ontology annotation, biological process: exocytic insertion of neurotransmitter receptor to postsynaptic membrane; synaptic vesicle fusion to presynaptic active zone membrane; intracellular protein transport. The record is from RefSeq and is a predicted model, not a curated record. Gene Ontology annotation, molecular function: SNAP receptor activity; SNARE binding. Lineage: Eukaryota; Metazoa; Chordata; Aves; Passeriformes; Fringillidae. Bases 186 to 1328 code for a protein of 380 amino acids. The transcript is spliced from 10 exons. Gene Ontology annotation, cellular component: presynaptic active zone membrane; synaptic vesicle; SNARE complex.